This is a messenger RNA of Aricia agestis (brown argus), 1491 nucleotides long. RefSeq names its product NF-kappa-B inhibitor-interacting Ras-like protein (gene kappaB-Ras). Gene Ontology annotation, biological process: canonical NF-kappaB signal transduction. The transcript is spliced from 3 exons. Bases 211 to 852 code for a protein of 213 amino acids. Gene Ontology annotation, molecular function: GTPase activity; GTP binding. The record is from RefSeq and is a predicted model, not a curated record. NCBI's taxonomy places the organism in Eukaryota, Metazoa, Arthropoda, Insecta, Lepidoptera, Lycaenidae.
AAAUAUUUCAAUUUUCACAUUAAAAAACUUUAAAAGAUACACGUAUUCAUACAAUUUAUGUUUAGUUAUAAUCUAUUUAUAAAUUGCAAUGAAAAAACGGCGGUUUAAAUUCUUAAUUUACUGAUUCAAUUUGUUUCCAUCACGUUGAAAAAUUUUCCGACCUCAAAAGUCUAGUGAAAGUUAUGAACUGAAUAUUUUCAAUACUAGAAAAUGGGUAAAACAAGUAAAGUUGUAAUAUGCGGGAUGAAAGGGGUCGGCAAAACGGCUAUUUUAGAGCAAUUAAUAUACGGAAGUGUUAACUUGAAGUCAUCAUUUUAUCCGACAAUCGAAGAUAUUUACGUAGCAAAUAUCGAAACAGAUCGCGGAACUAAGGAGCGGGUGUGUUUCUACGACACUGCUGGAUUAGAGCCUCCGAUUACAGGACCUCCACAAUCUCCGACCCUUCAACUGACAGCGAACCAGGUUCUGCAGCGGCACUACUUGGGCUUUGCGGAGGGAUUUGUGAUGGUAUACGAUACUACAAAGCCCGAGUCUUUAGAUGUGUUGAUGUAUUUGAAGAAAGACAUAGAUAGAAAUAAGGAUAAGAAAGAGGUUGUGAUGCUAGUUAUAGGCAAUAGAACGGGACCUGAUGAUAUAAACAGUCUAGAGAAUACUUGCUCUAAAGCUUCAAACUGGUGUGCGAGAGAGAAGAUUCGACACUUUGAGGUCUCCGCCAUGGACCGAGCCUCCCUAUAUGAACCAUUUAUAUACAUGACAUCCAAACUAAACCCAGUACAGAAUAAAACAGCUUUCCCCCAGUUGAGUACUUUAAGUAAACUGACUCAAAAGAAUAACAGAAGUGAUGCUAUGUAACAGUACGUUUUUAAACUGUGCCCCUUCUGCUAUUAUCAGCCUUAAGUUUUUAUUUUACUUGUAAGUACUUACUGGUUUUUAAAACUAAUUACUUUUUCAUCUGUCAGUAUUAUUUAUGCAUUAUUUCAUUAAGUAGACUAAUUUUAAAUCAAUUUUAGCUUUUAAAUAUGAAUCUCAAUAGUAAAGUUGGUGUUAUUAGUUGUAUUAUCAUAAUAUUGUUAUUAUUGUUGAAAUUUUUUUUAACUUUCUACAAAGUUCUCAUUAUUGUGUGUAGUGAUUUUGUUUUGAAUAAUAUAAUAAAAAAGCAUGGAUCACAUCUUGCAAUGGCCUAUGUCACACACAAUUUACACAAAUCACAUCAUCACCUUCCUUUGUCAGAGUACAUUUAGUAAUAAAAAUUGGGGCAUAUGUUUAAAAAAAUGAAUUGUGGUAUGUGUGUAAGAAAGAUUAAUAUAAGGCGAUAAGAUAAAUAACUAAUAAGCUAUGCUUCUUUUAUAAGUAAGUAAUGCAAAGCAUAAAGCAAAGCAAGUAGAAAAAAGAUCUGAUAUAAUAUGCCUCUUAAAAACUUCACAAGUACUUAAUUUAUUUUUAACUUCUUGUACAACUUGUUAUUCUUUAUAGUGCAAUAUUUUUAUUUUU